ACAGCACCCCUCCUUGCAUCUAAGGGUUUUGUUCCAGUUUAUUACAAGAAAAAAAAGAGGAAAAUAGCAAGAGGCAAGAGUGCAUGUCAGAUUAGCGGUGGUCUCUGAAUAGUUCAACUCUGAAUUGAGGGGAUAUCAACAUCAAGAUGGAGGACAUAGACGCCAUGUUUAGUGAUCUGUUGGGGGAGAUGGACUUGCUCACACAGAGCCUUGGGGUUGAAACACUGCCUCCAGAACCUCCCCCCAGCACCACCACGGAAAAGAACUACUCCAUUGGCUUCACCGAUUUGAAUGCAUCCCUGCACGAACUGGAGGACAAUGACCUGGACGCUCUAAUGGCCGACCUGGUGGCCGACCUGAACGCCACUGAGGAAAAGAUGGCAGCCGAGAGGUCCGGCUCCGCAUACCACCCAUCCUCGGGCUCCACGUUGGCCACCUCAACCUUGAACGAGUUCAGCUUCCCCUCUCCCACGGCAGCUACAGCCUUCACGCCCACCCCAGCUCAAGCCCCUGCCCCGCCCCUGCCUGCCCCUGCCCCUGCCCCUGCUCCUGCCCCUGCCUCUGCUCCUGCUCCUGUGGUGCCGACAGCCUCUACCUCACCUCAUCCACCCCCACAAAACUCCAAGCCGUCUAAGGAGGAGAUUGAAGCCCAGUUAAAAGCAGACAAAAUCAAACUAGCACUGGAGAAGUUGAAAGAAGCCAAAGUGAAAAAGUUGGUGGUGAAGGUGGAGAUGAGCAAUGGCAGUGCCAAGACUCUGAUGGUGGAUGAGAGACAGACGGUCAGAGACGUGCUGGAUAACCUGUUUGAGAAAACCCACUGCGACUGCAACAUUGACUGGUGCCUGUAUGAGACCAACCCAGACCUGCAGACUGAGAGGGGCUUCGAGGACCACGAGAACAUAGUGGAGCCGCUGUCGGCCUGGACGCGUGACAGCGAGAACAAAGUGAUGUUUCGGGAGCGGAAGGACAAGUAUGCCGUCUUCAAAAACCCUCAGAAUUUUUAUCUCUGGAAGAAGGACAAGAAUAUGUUAAAAGAUAUGAAAGAAAAGGAGAAAGAGAUGCUGUUGGAGGAGAACUUCUGCGGGACCUCCAUCAUCGUGCCGGACCUUGAGGGGCUCCUCCAUCUGAAGGAGGAUGGGAAGCGGUCCUGGAAGCCACGCCUCUUCCUGCUGCGGGCGUCUGGAAUGUAUUUUGUGCCCAAAGGGAAGACCAAGACGUCCCGUGACCUGGUGUGUCUGGUGCAGUUUGAUAACGUGAACGUGUACCUCGGUAAAGAUUACAAGAACAAAUACAAAGCCCCAACUGACUACUGCUUUCUCCUCAAGCACCCACAGAUCCAAAAGGAAUCACAGUACAUUAAGUACUUGUGCUGUGAUGACAAGUGGACUAUGACACUUUGGGUGACAGGAAUCCGCAUCGCAAAGUAUGGAAUGUCUCUUUACGAGAACUACAAAACUGCAGUCAGCAAAAUCUCUGUGUCGACAUCAUGGACAGACAAAAUCAACUCCAAUGUAUCUACCCCAACUCCAUCUCCAACUCCCAAAGCUAAAGCAGCCAAUGGACAUGCUUCCAAGCCUGCUCCAGUGCCAGCUGCCCAGUCAGCUUUUCCUCCACCUCCACUACCUGCGAAAGCCAUGCUGCCUUCACCUCCUCCUGGCCCAGUGCUGCCUCCUCCUCCACCUGCCUCCAUGUUUUCCAAAGGCCCCCUACCACCACCACCACCACCUUCCAGCAUGGGCAGAGGCUUCCCUCCACCCCCCAUGGAUGACUUGCCACCCCCGCCGCCGAUGGAUGACGAUGACGGGGAGAUGCCCCCAGACUUCCUGCCGCCACCUCCUCCAGCCACUGGGUUCCCUAGUCCGCCGUCUGGUGGUGGGGCACUACCUCCGCCACCCCCAGAUCCCAGUUUGCCCCUUCCACCUCCGCCAGUGUCCCUUCCCGCAGGCUCUUCUGUGGGCUCUCUACCGCCCCCGCCACCACCACCCCCUCCCCCACCAGCAGCUACGGCCCCCCGCCCUUCGGUCAGGAAACCCGGCCCGCCCCCUCCUAAGCGGACUACACCUGUCUCUGCUGCACCUGCUGGUCCUGAUCUUAUGUCUGAACUGAUGUUGGCCAUGCAGAAGAAACGUGGUCAACAGUAACACCAGUAAUUUUUUCUGUAUUUUUAUCUUUAAACAGGACUUCUCACUCACAGCACACAACACACUUACUAUUGAAUUUGUUUUGUCAUCUACUUGGAUAAAGGAAAAGAAUAAACCAGUAGCCACAUUUACAUGGACAGUUUUUUGUCAUUCCGAUUAAACUAUUCCGAUUGAAAAAUUUGUGCCAUCUGUUUACACAUUCUAUUCUAUCAAGCACUUUAGAAUCUUUGAUCGGAAUAGCCGUUGUUGCCUACUUUUCCUUGAGAAGAUACAGCAGUCAAUCCGAAUGACCUUACAUGACCGUACAUUGGUGUUCAUUCGGAAUAGGAGUGGACUACACCACCUCUUUCGUUGCAAUUCAAAUUUCAUUUCUAAUCGGAAUAGAAGUGUCCAUGUAAACGUGGCUACUGAAAGCAUAUAUUUCGAAAAAGGUUCUAUGUAGAAUCGUUCAGUUCCAGGUGCCAAUCUUUUCCAAAUGAUUCUACAAGUUAACUUGUGACUGGACAACUGCUAUGAUUUAUUUCAGAUACUGAGCAGAUCUUUUCAAGGCUUGGAGAAGUCAUACAAUAAUAGAGAAGCUACUUGUCAUGUGUCUGCUAUAGUGCUUAACUAAACCCAACGACUUCUAAAACUGCUAAAUUGCAGUUUAACCGUGCGAUGUAACUGUGUUUAUUCACUAUGAUUUGCAUUAUACAAAUAGGCCUACAAAGAAAUAGUAAGCAACUGUGGGAAUGGACAUACCACGUUUUCCCAACUAGAAGGCUUUACUGGGAUAACUGUACUGUACAAAUAGAGAACUAUUGAUUGUAAAUUGCCAAUUUUUAAACUUUUGGGAGAUGUGUCUUUAUCAUAUCUUAUGUUUUGUUGUGUGACAAAAGUACUGGUUUAAAAAACAAUAUAUAAAAAAAUCCAAUAAAAU
Alosa alosa (allis shad) is the source of this 3060-nucleotide messenger RNA. RefSeq names its product amyloid beta (A4) precursor protein-binding, family B, member 1 interacting protein (gene apbb1ip). NCBI's taxonomy places the organism in Eukaryota, Metazoa, Chordata, Actinopteri, Clupeiformes, Clupeidae. Gene Ontology annotation, biological process: signal transduction. Gene Ontology annotation, cellular component: cytosol; plasma membrane. The record is from RefSeq and is a predicted model, not a curated record.